GCGCGCGCAUGAUCUAUUAAAGCGUUCGAUUAUCCACGUGUGUCAUGUCAUUUGUCGUCCGACCGCCGACCAAGACGGACGCAAAGGUUAUCUACAAUGAAUUGUUAUUUAUUUUGUUUUGUUUUGAGUGCGGUUUUAGCUAGUGGAUAUGGUGGGGCAUUUAAAGCAUUAUUAUAUUCUGAUUGGAUAACAUGUGACCACGACAAAACCCUGGACUAUGGCAUCAGCGAGACACAAAUCUUCUUCUACGACUUUAAAAAUAACUUCAACUUAACUUUUCCUAUCGACAGCGCCGUUGAAGGGAUCACAUCCAGCUACAACUUAGACGUUACUAGAAAACUAGUCUUCUUCGUUCCCGGUUACAAGUCACAUAUCAACAAAAACACUGAAGAUUUACUUCGACAAGCUUUCAGUACACUACCAGAUAUAUACCUCAUCAUAGUAGACCACUCAGCCUACACUUCAAGCAAAGGUGGAAAGAUUGCCAGUUACGAACGGUCAGUCAAAAUGGCAUACUACAUAGGAACUGCCCUUGGAAAGUUCUUAGCAGGAUUACAUGAGAAAGGUUUCCCUUCAAACAAAAUCCAUUGUAUUGGCCAUAGUUUAGGCAGUCAGAUGCUUGGGUAUACUGGUACUAAGUACUUUGAGCUGACCAAUGAAAAAGUAUGGAGGAUCACCGGCUUAGAUCCAGCUGGGCCUUGUUUUGCCAACAGUUUUAUCGAAGAUCAAAUCAGAUCUGGUGUAGCUCAAUACGUAGAAGUCUACCAUUGUAAUGCUGGUGGUUUAGGCACGACAGCCGUACUGGCUGACAUAGAUUUCUUCUUCAACAAAAAAGGUAACAAGCAACCUUCUUGCCACGAAGGUUAUAUACCAGGUAAAGGAGAAAGCGAUGCGGCCAAGUGUAGUCACAAAGCGUGUGUGAGAUAUUACUCAAUGUCUGUGCAUUUACAGAAUGGAUUCUUAGCGUGGGCUUGUGAUUCUUAUGAUCAUUACCAUGAUGGUAAAUGUGCAGCCAAUGAAGUGACGAUAGCAGGAUAUAAUAAUCCUGGUAACGCUACUGGCGUGUUUUAUGUGUCCACAGAAAUGUAUGGAAUAGAGUAAGCUGUAGAUGUAAUUGUGCAUGCAAAUUUGGACCCUAUCUCUAAGAGCUUAAAGUUCAAUUUUGUUUUGGUGUGAAUAAACAUUUGUUAGUUAAGAAUGAAAUGUUGUACGGUUUGAUUGGCAUUCAAAAGCGUUUGUAUUGAACUACAAUAGACAAUGUUUUGAUUGAACUAUGCAUAAUUGGCAAAGCAAUGUUUUGUUCAGCAUAAUACAUUGGGUGUACAUAAUAGAAUGCGUAGCAUAAUAGGCAUAAAUCCUAUAAUACUUCAGUGUUACCGUGUUUAAUUAAUAAGGAAAGUAUAUUGUUAAAUAAAAACCACAGCCA
Helicoverpa armigera (cotton bollworm) is the source of this 1426-nucleotide messenger RNA. RefSeq names its product lipase member H. Gene Ontology annotation, biological process: lipid catabolic process. Lineage: Eukaryota; Metazoa; Arthropoda; Insecta; Lepidoptera; Noctuidae. The record is from RefSeq and is a predicted model, not a curated record. Gene Ontology annotation, molecular function: lipase activity. The transcript is spliced from 2 exons. Bases 97 to 1101 code for a protein of 334 amino acids.